This is a messenger RNA of Quercus lobata, 1170 nucleotides long. RefSeq names its product F-box protein At3g07870-like. The coding region runs from base 1 to 1170 and encodes 389 amino acids. Gene Ontology annotation, molecular function: protein binding. NCBI's taxonomy places the organism in Eukaryota, Viridiplantae, Streptophyta, Magnoliopsida, Fagales, Fagaceae. The record is from RefSeq and is a predicted model, not a curated record. The transcript is spliced from 2 exons.
AUGUCGAGUGCAACGUUGAAUGAUCUUCCUGAAGAUGUAUUAAUGGACAUAUAUUCAAGAUUACCCAUCAAGACUAUCUUACAAUUCAAGUCUGUUUGCAAAUCAUGGUAUGAUAUUAUCAAAGAUCCUAUCUUCAUCACCAAGCAUGUUAACCUAUCUAAUCGUAGCAACAAUGGCUAUCUUGCUGUCACACGCCGUGUUGGUACUUUUGGUGGAAAAUGUUUAAUAUCUUUGUUCUCUUAUGAAACAUUUCGAGAGGUUUUUAACAUAACUAUUCCAUUUAAAAAGGAACAUGGCAGGGUACCUUUUAGAAUCGUAGGUUCAUGUAAUGGUAUCUUGUGUCUAAAUAUUUCUAAAAUUGGAGACACAAAUUUUUUGUUUAAUCCUGUCACUAGUGAAUUCAAAGAGCCCCCAAAACCUGAUUAUCCAGUACACAAGCUUAGUGAAAUUGAAAUUCUUUUACAUAUUGGUCUAGGAUUUGAUUAUGAUCAGGAAACCAAUGACUAUAAAUUGGUCAGAGUUUCUUAUUCUAAGAAGAUGAAAGAGUCAUUUUAUUCAGGAGUUAAUGUGUAUUCAUUGAGGACAAAUUAUUGGAGAAGAAAGGAUACGCUUGUGCAUGGAAGUAUUGUGGAGAAUUCUUUUUCCAAUGGGGACUUAAAUGGUGCUUUACAUUGGAGGGGUGCAAUUAGGAAAAAAGAAAUAAUUCAUAACAUUAUCAUAUCGUUUAAUAUUAGAGAUGAAGUUUCAAGACAACAAUAUGAACCUAGAUUUGAUAUAUGGGUGAUGAAUGAAUAUGGGGUGAAAGAAACUUGGACAAAACAAUUCAGUAUUGGACCUCUCCUAGCAUGGAGCUUUGUUGGAUGUGGCAGGAAUGAAGAACUUCUCUUUGCAACUUCCUCAACAAUAUUGUACCUUUAUGAUCUACAACUACAACAGAUAAAACCUCCUCAUGAUAAUACUUAUGCAGAUGUUAUGGGUUCAAAUUUAAAUUUUGUAGCCGAGAUAGAGGUAGUCAAUCACAUUGAGAGCCUAGUCACAAUUGAAGGAACAAAAGUUUGUGUCAAAAGAGAGCGUAAAAAGUCUCGGUUUCGGGAGAAUUUUAUUUCCAUUAUCUCUGUUGUUUUUAUUUAUUUUGUAGCUAUCCUUGCGGUUUACAUUAAAACGAAUUGA